CAUAGGCUCCUGCCUCUUGCUCUUUCUCUCGCACUGCCCCACUCUGCAGACUCAGUGCCUUAUCCAGUCUUCUCUUGCUCUCUCCGCUGUUGUAGCUGGACCCUUCUUCGCCUUCUCCACUGCUCAGCAUCUGCACAUCCCUACAAUGGCUAAAACAGCGAUGGCCUACAAGGAAAAAAUGAAGGAGCUGUCCAUGCUGUCAUUGAUCUGCUCUUGCUUCUACCCAGAACCUCGCAACAUCAACAUCUACACUUACGAUGAUAUGGAAGUGAAGCAAAUCAACAAACGUGCCUCUGGCCAGGCUUUUGAGCUGAUCCUAAAGCCACCUUCUCCUAUCUCAGAAGCCCCACGAACUUUAGCUUCUCCAAAGAAGAAAGAUCUGUCCCUGGAGGAGAUUCAGAAAAAACUGGAAGCUGCAGAGGAAAGAAGAAAGUCUCAGGAGGCCCAGGUGCUGAAGCAAUUGGCAGAGAAGAGGGAGCAUGAGCGAGAAGUCCUUCAGAAGGCUUUGGAGGAGAACAACAAUUUCAGCAAAAUGGCAGAGGAAAAACUGAUCCUGAAAAUGGAACAAAUUAAGGAAAACCGUGAGGCUAAUCUAGCUGCUAUUAUUGAACGUCUGCAAGAAAAGGAGAGGCAUGCCGCUGAGGUGCGCAGAAACAAGGAACUCCAGGUUGAACUGUCUGGCUGAAGGGAAGGCGGGUAUGGCACGCCCCACCAUUAGUAAAUCCCCCCGCCUAUAUUAUAAUGGAUCAUGCGAUGUCAGUAUGGGAAAUGUAUGACAUGGUUUAAAAAGAACUCAUUAUUAAAAAAAAAAAAUUUAAAAAAACCAUCGAAAAUAAAAAAAAAAAGUCAAUGCGGUCUCUUUGCAGAAUGUUUUGCUUGAUGUUUAAAAAAAAAAUACCUUGGAUCUUAUUUUGUAAAUACUUACAUUUUUGUUAAAAAAUACAAGUAUUGCAUUAUGCAAGUUAUUUCAUAAUCUUACAUGUCCUGUAACAGGCUUUUGACGUUGUGUCUCUCCACUCAAAUGAAUCUGCUAGGUCUGUUCUUUUUGAAGCUCCUCACAUCUAACUCCACUCCCUGCCCUUUCCAUUCCAACAGACAAAUGAGGUCAGUAGACAGCCUAUGGUGCUAGAAACCCACCAUUGCCUAAUGACCUAGAUGGCUUUGUAAUCUCUCAACUCAGCUAAAACCAUACCUAGAUCACAGGUAUUAAAUACACAUGAACCUCUACAUUUGUUUGCUCAUAGUCUACAAACUUCCUAAAAAAAAAAAAAAAAAAAAAAAAAACUACAAAACUAGGCUAAGAAAAACCAUCGAUCAUAGCAUUUACUUCUGCUUCUGCUUCUGCCAGAUUAUGGGCUACAAAUGUGUUUUGGCUUUAGAAAGGGAUGGAUGAGAAAACAGAUCUGAGAUCAAUCUAGGUAGAAGCAAAAAACUGAACCUUUCGAAGCGCUGAAUACAGAUCCAAAUCCAAAUGGUUCAAGCAACUGUGGAAUUGCUUUUCAUGAAGUGGACUGAAUUCUCUAGUUUACGUUCUUUUGAUGGAAUGAAUUAAUUAAUGUGUCGGGUGGCUUAUUUGUGGAUGCCAUGAUUGAUGAUGUUCAUGUUAAGCUUUUACAUAUAGUACCAGUACAUAAUGCUACUACAUACUUUUCCACUUGGAAACUGUGAGCUGGUUGUUGCAUUAAAAUCUUCACACAAAAUCAAAAGCACUGCGGACUUUCACUCAAGCUGGUCUUUCUUCCCCAGUGUGAAGCAAUUUUGCCUAUUAAAAAACAAACAAAAAAAAUUAUUCCAUCUAUGAGGGCUGACACAGUUUAGGGGGCUAGGCAGGGCAUUUGUGCCAACAAAGAGAAUCACCAGAUACCCACCAUAAGUACCUAUCGCAGUUUUGAAGUUGUUUCUUCCCCAAUUCCCAACUCUUGAAGGUUGCUGCCUGCAUAUUUAUUCUUCAUUAGUGCUAUUUUCCUGUAUGUCAUUGUGAGCAAGCUGUGAUUAAUAAAGAAUUGGAGUUCUGUGAACUAAUAAA
Messenger RNA from Erinaceus europaeus (western European hedgehog), 2026 nucleotides. RefSeq names its product stathmin 2 (gene STMN2). Gene Ontology annotation, cellular component: neuron projection; cytoplasm; growth cone. The record is from RefSeq and is a predicted model, not a curated record. Gene Ontology annotation, molecular function: tubulin binding. The transcript is spliced from 5 exons. Bases 146 to 685 code for a protein of 179 amino acids. Lineage: Eukaryota; Metazoa; Chordata; Mammalia; Eulipotyphla; Erinaceidae. Gene Ontology annotation, biological process: regulation of microtubule polymerization or depolymerization; microtubule depolymerization; neuron projection development.